AAGAAAGACGGUGUCUCUUCUGCUUGAAGUUGAAAGCACUGAAAAGACAGAUGUUGUCUCAAAAGAGGAAGACGUGCAAAUGAGUGCCAACUUCCUGUUGAGUGAGCACAAGAGAUUUUUUGAGGAUCUGUUUGAAGCACCUUUCUCUGAUCUAGUCGCCAUGGUGAAAACUCUCACCAGAAAAUGCUCAAACAUGCAAUUUGUGGAAAAAAAAACGACAAGAAGCUACCUGGAUGUUCUAUCCUUCCAACGGAGAGUAAUUUAGAGGAAGAUAUCGAAACAAUGGAGCUAAUCUCCGCAGCGUGUAUUUUUAAUUCUGAUAUACGGAUCAGAAAAUACGGCAAGAGUGUCUGGAAAACAGCAGCAAAGAUGAGAGAUGUCUACGGAUUGCAGAAAUCAGUUGUUUUCCAUUCGGAUCACGAAGAAAUUUUUUUGAUUAAACAACGUGAAUUCCGAAAUGUUGAAGAUUUGGACUACAUGAUUCGGGAUAGGCAAACGUGCUGGGGCAUGCAAGGAUUUCUCGUCUGUAACCGUAUUUUGAAGAAGCGUGGAUGUUCUCUGAACACCUUCGUCGUCGAAAUUUUUUUCAAGUCUACCUUCUAUCAACCAGAAAAAAGGAUGUUACCGCCUCAACAAACAUUUGCAAUUUCUUUGUAUCAUUUUGAGAUCAUCGGAACAAAAGAUUAUUUGGAAAAACUCGUACUGAAUCCAGGAAAGCCACAUGACGUCGUUUACUCGACACUUGCUGAAUUUUUCAACACACUGAAGAGAAAGUGCUGGGAUGAUACUACUUUGAAUACCAAUCAUCAUCCUCUAGACAUUUUUAACGUUUCUAAACGAACGUUAUUAUCGUUCCACAACUUGAUGACAGCUCUGAUGUUUUCUUUCUCGUACCAAGUUAAACUCCACGACAUCACCAGUCCAAACGAGCAAAAUACCAGCAGUAAUCAACGUGUUAAUAAAUCAAAAUCCGAAAAGGUAGAAGAAGUUUCGAGCCUCAUACUACGCAUCCUUGAACUUUUAAUGUCAGUUCCUAAGUCAGAGAAUGAAAGUACGCUUUUGAAAAAUCAUCUGGCGACGUAUAUUCAUUUCUACGAACGCAAGCGACCAAGUCAAAAGCAGAACCUUCUGCUUAAGCUUUGUUCAUCUCUCAAAGGACAAACACACGAGUUCAAGUUGAUCAAGUUGAUGCUAGAUUGUGGAGCCGAUACGAACAUUGUAAAUCAACACCGGGACAGUCCACUACAUCUCCUUUUCAAGAAAGAAGUUGAUUCGACCAGUUUUUGGCACUCCGAAUCUUAUUCCACUCGCGCCGAAAAUUUCACAACUAUCGUUCAAGUUAUCCUGGAUGGAAAUUUCCACCAAGAUCAAGUCAAUCUCAGUGGCCAAUCAGCAUUGGAGUGUAUUAAACCUCUUCUUGCACGUUAUCCAAAUGCCAAAUUAAGCCGACUGGUAGGCGAUUCCUUUCAGGGUGUUCGCCCGUUAUCUUGCAUCGCAGCGACCGAGGUGCGAAGGCUAAGACUCCCAUGCGAUGGUUUACCUGUGACGCUUCAGUCAGUCGUCAACACGUUCAUUUCCAACGCCACGGUAUUUGAAGACUGCUUCCAAUUUAUCUAGCAGCUAGCCGGGAUUCGUUACAUUUUUCCAUCAAAUUGGCAGUACUGACUACAGAGGGUCUGACCAACCCAAAACACAGAAGAACAUGGGUUCUAAAAAGAAAGCUGAGGAAUAUACCAUCACACCAGAUUGCGAGGAACAUUGUAAUCCCCCUAAGAAAAGAAAGACGGUGUCU
Molecule: messenger RNA, 1792 nt
Organism: Daphnia pulicaria
Lineage: Eukaryota; Metazoa; Arthropoda; Branchiopoda; Diplostraca; Daphniidae
Exons: 3
Coding region: 184-1617 (477 amino acids)
Source: RefSeq, a predicted model, not a curated record